Molecule: messenger RNA, 1470 nt
Organism: Cuscuta campestris
Lineage: Eukaryota; Viridiplantae; Streptophyta; Magnoliopsida; Solanales; Convolvulaceae
Source: the annotation of a GenBank genome assembly
GAUUCCAACUUUGAUACAGCGACAACAGCGUACGAAGCUGGGACUCAGAUUUUGAGUCCUAAUCCGAGAAGAUCUCAAGCGCAACAAAUAGGAGGACCCCGAUGCAAUAUAGAAUCCUAAUUCAAGACGGGAAACAAAAAUCCAGCCCCUAUAAGUGCAGCAGCGAGCAGCGAAGGACGGAGGAGAAUAGCAACAGAGAAACGGACGCAGCCCAGCUCUCGACCAGAGUUCUUCUUCCUGCGCCAAUUCUGGAGGAAUCGGCGAUUUGUUCCGCUCCCGGGCUCCGCCGCUCCGCAUGCCGUCCUUUGCCACCAUCGGGGUAAAGAGGGCAACGGUGGGUGAUGAUGGAAGCUCAAUCAGAAAAGUUUUCUGUCAAUUUUUUGAUGGGAGGAGGAGCAGCCAUGUUAUCAAAAAGUGCUGCAGCACCUAUUGAAAGAGUUAAACUCUUACUGCAGAAUCAAGGAGAGUUGAUAAAAAGAGGACACUUAAAAAGACCAUACUUGGGUAUUGGUGACUGCUUCCAUAGAGUUUUGAGAGAGGAUGGUUUUGUGUCCCUCUGGAGGGGUAACCAGGCCAAUGUCAUACGAUACAUCCCAACUCAGGCUUGCAACUUUGCAUUCAAGGAUUACUUCAAAAGUCUCUUUGGGUGUACAAAAGAAAAAGAUGGGUAUGCAAAGUGGUUUGCUGGAAAUCUAGCCUCAGGAAGUGCUGCUGGAGCAGCCACCUCAUUAUUUCUUUAUCAUUUGGACUAUGCACGAACUCGGCUUGGAACUGAUGCAAAGGAAUGCCCCAUUAAUGGAAAACGCCAAUACAAAGGAUUGGUAGAUGUUUAUGCUAAAACAAUGUCAAGUGAUGGCAUCAUUGGGCUCUACCGAGGAUUUGGUGUUUCAUUGAUAGGAAUAACUCUGUAUCGAGGCAUGUACUUUGGAAUCUAUGACACCCUAAAACCGGUUGUUUUAUUUGGAACCUUGCAGGACAAUUUCUUUGCAAGUUUCAUGCUGGGCUGGGGUGUGACCACUAUUUCUGGGAUCUGCGCCUACCCUUUUGAUACACUGCGGAGAAGAAUGAUGCUAACUUCUGGACAGAAACUGAAGUAUCGUAAUGCCAUUCAUGCACUAAGAGAAAUUGUUCGCCUUGAAGGACUUGCAACACUUUUCCGAGGAGUUACAGCAAACGUACUGUAUGGAGUUGCAGGUGCUGGAGUACUUGCAGGAUAUGAUAAGCUGCACCAAAUUGUAUAUAGACAUGGCUAUAGCUUUGACUCUCAAAGUGCUUUUUAAUAAAUUAUCCAUACUUGCAAAAAUUCUUGUAAAGGAAACAAAUUCUUAUAAAGAGAUUGAAAUUCCAUUACUCUGAACCAAGUAGAAUCAAUGGGGAAAACCAAUUUCAGAAGAUGAUUUUGUAGCAUCAUUGAAUUUGCUAGUACAGAAGGAGAGUUGUUAUUGCUGACAAUAAGGCACAUUUCUGUUG